AUAUAGCCUCAUAUUUAAUAUUCUUAUUUUGCUACAACUUGUAUAUCAAUUAAAAACGCUUUAUGGAUUCCGCGUCAAGCGAUAAUGGGAUUUAUGCCGUAUGUGGCAGAUGUGUGCUUGGUUGCACUUGCAGCUAUUAUUAAAUGGACAUCUGCUCUUCAAUGUUACGACUGCCAAAAUGUGACCGAUGUGAACGCAUGCAACAAAACGGUCACUUGCGCUUCUAAUGAGGCAUGCUUCAUGGGUUCAACUUUGCUGACUAAUAUUGAACGGACUUACACUUUAACGUGCAAAGAUAAUAUUCAUUGUAACCCACUGGGUCCGUCAAGUGCUUUGGUUGGACGAUCUGUUGCAAAUGAUGAAUCGUCGUCUAUCAAACGUGUUGUAGCCUGCCACGAAUGUUGCGCCACACCCCUAUGCAACAAGGCUCUGUGUAACCAUCCGAGGCCGGCAACCUGUACUGACGACCAAUCUGUGGACUGUGCCAAGAUUCACUCCCUAUUCAAUGUUUGUGCUGACAUUCAGAAGGCUAAGUUGGUUUGUCCAAAGUUCUGCAACCUCUGCAACGUAGUUGAUGGAAAUUGGAACUGGUGGUCAUCAUGGAGUAGAUGUGACGUCACGUGUGCAAAUGGAACACUGACACGUCAUCGAAAUUGCACGGAUCCUGCGCCUCAAAACGGCGGUCUGGAUUGUUUUGGAAUAGGAACCGAAAGUCAAAUGUGCAUACUAGAUCGUUGCCCGGUUCACGGUGGCUGGAGCCUUUGGUCACCAUGGGGAUCGUGCUCAGUCACGUGCGAUGUGGGCAUGCAGAGACGUGACAGGUCAUGUUCUAAUCCAUAUCCGUCAAAAGAUGGUGACCACUGUUAUGGAGAUUCCAGAGAUGAUCAGAUUUGCUACGAGCAUGGAUGCACAAAUGGUGGGUGGUCGGCAUGGGCAAACUGGAGUUCUUGUACAGCAACGUGUGGCGGAGGUCUAAGAACAAGAGAUCGGAUGUGUAACAAUCCAUUUCCGUCAUAUCUUGGGCGUUAUUGCGAUGGUUCAUCGCAGAACAUUGACCUAUGCAACAAUGUUCCUUGUUCAGAUGGUGGGUGGUCGGCAUGGGAAAACUGGAGUUCUUGUACAGCAACAUGUGCCGGAGGUCUAAGAACAAGAGAUCGGAUGUGUAACAAUCCAGUUCCGUCAUAUCUUGGGCGUUAUUGCGAUGGUCCAUCGCAGAACACUGACUUAUGUAACAACGUUCCUUGUACAGGCACCGAUAUUCAAUUUGUUGUGGGCACACCAGUCAUGACAUCCUGCAGCGGAAAUUCAUGGACGAUACCAAGGACAUGUGAGGUCGCAUUUGAUACAUUCAUAUCGCGUGCAAAUCCACAGUUUAAUCUUCAAAGGGCAACAUUCACGGCUUCGAAGACUGGAACAUACUGGUUUGAGUGGAAUUUAGUAGCAGAAACCACUCACCAAGACUUCUAUAUAUAUAAAAAUGAUAAUCAAAUCGCCAUGAUGAAAUUUGACUCUAACCACACUCACGUGACAUAUGCUAAUCAGGUGCAGUUGAUGAUGAAUGAUUACGUCCGCUUAAAAAGGUGUGCUGGUGGCAUGUUUGUCGGAAACCUAAACUUACAUUACAGUUCAACAUUUACAGGAAUCCUCAUAAGUUAACAAUUAAACUAUUAAAUAAAUGGUAGUUUUUUUAUAUUCAUGGUAUCUUAGAACAUUAUAUACACAUAUAUUUCUUAAAAAUGUAAUCGUAACAUUGUAUUUAUAAAAUGUUGUUCUUUGAUUGCCAGUUUCCAAUGAG
This is a messenger RNA of Dreissena polymorpha, 1795 nucleotides long. RefSeq names its product coadhesin-like. Gene Ontology annotation, molecular function: protein binding. The coding region runs from base 85 to 1656 and encodes 523 amino acids. The transcript is spliced from 11 exons. NCBI's taxonomy places the organism in Eukaryota, Metazoa, Mollusca, Bivalvia, Myida, Dreissenidae. The record is from RefSeq and is a predicted model, not a curated record.